AAUAAUACCAUGGGGUAGGAUAGGGAUAUAUAUGUAUAUAGAAUAACAUAGUAAUUUUAAUUAAACUUGUCUUAGACAGGUUGGCAGCUUAUCCACAGCGGUGCUGAGACAGCUGCUAAACAAGCAGACAGAUGUGACCGUGUAAUGAGCCAGGUCCACGCCGAGUACGAGAAACAAUGGCGGCAUGUUGCGCUUUUAAGUUCCUUGGUGCAAAGUAUACCUGAUUUGAAUACCGGCGUGGAACGAAUAAUAGCUGAGUUGGUCAACCUUCAAAACCUGUUCAGUGAUGUCGAGCUAGCCCUGUUAACCCUGGAAGAAACACUUGAUGCUCGGGAUAUGCAAGAGAGACAAAACAAACAAAGGUUUGAGUUAUCUUUAUAUGAGUCUACACGUAUCCAGGAAUUACAAAGUCUUGAAUUCAACCUUGUUAAACAGAGAGAUGCCAGAUUGGCAACGGCGGCUGUACAAGAAGAAGCAAGGAAUAAGGAACGUCAGAUAGUGUUCCAACAGAAGUUCCAGGAGGACUUGGAACAGUUCCAAAGGACAGGGUUUCUAGAAGUACCCUUGGUCCGCGGUGUAGAGGUUCCCCUGGAGUCUGUAAAUCUCAGCGAGGACGAGGACGUCCUUGAGGCCUUCCUUGAGGACAGAGCACCCAAGGGCAGGACAACAAAGAAGUCUUCAUCCCAAAAAGAGAAGAACCCAAGUGAAAUGCCUGGAAAUAACACAGAACUGAGUCGAGAUGAAUCUUUGUAUUUUACACCUAGUCAAACUAUGGAAAACAUCAAUCAAUCAAUAAUAUAAUUUUUAAUUAUUCUAAACCAUUUAUAUCCUAUUUAAAAGCUCUUUACAUUCGAUUCAAAAACUCCUAUCAUCUUUUUCUACUCAAUUUUUAAACUAAUGAUCAAAUGAUCCUUCUGAGUUUGUUAAGAUAAAAAUAAUUGCUAUUGAUUAUACCAUAGUCAUUACUUUUUAUCUUGUUAUUUUUGUAUUAAAUGAUUAAUUUAUUAAUGAAUUAUU
Molecule: messenger RNA, 1017 nt
Organism: Eurytemora carolleeae
Lineage: Eukaryota; Metazoa; Arthropoda; Copepoda; Calanoida; Temoridae
Gene: Dysb
Product: dysbindin
Exons: 8
Coding region: 145-801 (218 amino acids)
Biological process (GO): negative regulation of protein kinase activity
Cellular component (GO): cytoplasm
Source: RefSeq, a predicted model, not a curated record